This is a messenger RNA of Rotaria socialis, 621 nucleotides long. The record is from the annotation of a GenBank genome assembly. NCBI's taxonomy places the organism in Eukaryota, Metazoa, Rotifera, Eurotatoria, Philodinida, Philodinidae.
AUGUACUCUAUAUUUUUAGGUGAAGACAUUGAUGGUGACACUCUUUUUAAUUUGCCGCAGUCAACGAUAUUCGAAAUAGUAACAAAAUUGAAAGAACGUGUACGUUUUCUAACUGAACAUCGUGCUUUAUUUAAUGGUAGCUAUAAAAAUAGUAUUGAAAAAACUUCAUCCGAUAUACAAUCGAAUGAUUUCAAUGAUAACAAUAUUCAGCAAACUGUACAAGAAACAUUUACAAAUCAAUAUACAACAAUGUCAAAUGUUGCAUAUUUAAAUGAAGGUCAAAAUGAUUUAUCUGCAUAUGAUUCUUCCGUCAAUAAUAUAGAUAUUGAUGAGGAAACAGUGGGUUCAAAACAAGACACAAAUGAUACGGAGAAAGAAAAUAAAGUUGAAUCGAAAUUUUCUGAUGUUUACAUUUUACCUGAUUUACCCAAUAAAAUUCGACAACUAAUAAGUACUCAAGAGAUAAAGCAUUUUCGAAAUCAUACAAACUCUCGUCGAUUAUUGCUUGAUGUUAUUUUUGCCGAUGUUACAGAAAAAUAUUCGUUACUCUAUCCAAAUACAAAACAAUACAAAUCAAUCGCAACAGCAAUAUUAAAGGAAUUGAAUAUAACAAAACUCUGA